Acytostelium subglobosum LB1 is the source of this 192-nucleotide messenger RNA. RefSeq lists its product as hypothetical. NCBI's taxonomy places the organism in Eukaryota, Evosea, Eumycetozoa, Acytosteliales, Acytosteliaceae. The coding region runs from base 1 to 192 and encodes 63 amino acids. The record is from RefSeq and is a predicted model, not a curated record. The transcript has 2 exons.
AUGUUGAUCAAGAAUAUCUCAUCCUUCGGUGCCGCCCCAAAGACCAUCUCCAACACUCAGGUUGGUAGCUUCACCUCCACCUCGACCACCCAGUCGUCCAACCAGGUUGCCCUGUUGAAUGGUGCCACUACCAUUGACUUGAACAUCCUCAACCUGAUCAUUGCUCACAUCAACCUCAACCUCAGUGCCUAA